Molecule: messenger RNA, 3490 nt
Organism: Styela clava
Lineage: Eukaryota; Metazoa; Chordata; Ascidiacea; Stolidobranchia; Styelidae
Source: RefSeq, a predicted model, not a curated record
AUGAUUCCGCUUUCAACUUUGCCAAUACUUGCUCGAUUGUUGUAUUGCCACAUCGCCUACCAACUUGAUCCGAACAAAGGCGAUUGCUUAGAAAUUCCUGAGACUGAUCAUACUUCCUACACAUGCACUGAUGGAUUGAAGCAGGGAUCAGUUUGUGCAUUUGUCUGUGAUUCUGGUAUGGAGAUGCAUGGUUCAGCUUUCUUGAAAUGCAUAGAUCGUGAUGGCAACGACACUUGGUCUGAGAUUCAUCCAGUUUGUACAAAUAAUGUAAAUGGAAAUAGUUGUCCACCAAUCACUACACCGGGUAAUGGUACAAUGUCUUGCAGCAAUGAAUUUAUACCAGGAUCUAUAUGUACUUUUGACUGUGAUGGGGGAUUUUAUUUGAGCAACCUAGAUCCGAUCGUUUGUGAAAAUGGAAAUACUUGGAGCGAUGACCCAACCGUUUGUCAUGUUCUUCGACUAUGCAACGCUUACCAUUUUUAUGGAUAUGCUGAUUGUACUGAUGGUUCUAGUCUCCACUCGGUCUGCUCUAACUUCAGAUGUGCGGAGGAGGGAAAGGUACCUGAUCGUCAAAUCGAGAUCACUUGUGUAGAAACUACUCCUGGAGAGCAGGAUUGGGAUUUCUCACCAACAUGCGUGUAUGAAUGUGAACCUCUUAUUGAAACAAUAGAUAAUGGUGUUGUUACCUGCACUGCUGCUAACACUGAAAAUUCAAUUUGUAGUUUUUCAUGCAAUGAUUAUUACUUGAUAUCAGAAGUGAAUGUGUUGGUUACUUGCACAGGAAGCAAUGAAACUUGGGCAUGGGAUAAUCAACCACCAACAUGCACUGCGAUUCCUGUUCACUGCCCUGAGAUAGAUCCUGCACAAUUAACAGUUAGUACUUUAUUUAUGUGUACUGAUGAUAACAACCUUGGUUCCGUCUGCCAGUUUCAAUGUGACAGUGGUGCAGAGUUGGAUGGGAAUGUAACGAAGGUCAACUGUACUGAUCCAAGUGGGACUGGAAAUGGAGAAUGGUCACAUGAACUACCGAAUUGCUACUUCACAACAUGUGAAGAACCUCAAAUUCAAAAUGGCAAGUUGGAAUGUGAUGGACCUAUUGCACCUGAAAUCUCUUGUACAAUUUCAUGUAGAACAGGAUUUCAACCGUCAUCUUCUGAUCCGAUAACAUGUAAAAAGACUGGACAAUGGGAUGGAGAUAUUCCCAAAUGCAAAGCUGGUCCAUGUCUUCCACCUCUCGAUGUAAUGACAGAAAAGGUUUCUUGUAAUGAUCUUAACAAUCCUGGAUCAAAAUGUCAGCUAACUUGCACAGAAUCAUCAGAAGCUGGCAAACAACAUGAAUUUAUUUGUGCUGGAGUGGAAGUUGGAGGUGCUAGCUUCUGGAGCAAGAAUCUUCAGCCGUGUUUCGGUUGCGGCAAAAUGCUUGUUGAUAUCUUUAUUCUCAUUGAUGCCUCUUCAAAUUUGAAACCGUGGCAUUUUGCCGAAAUGAUGGAAUGGUUGACACAUCUUCUACAAGAAGUAGGAACUGCAUUCGAUGCCGGGUCAGCAUGGGUUUCUAUUGCUCUCGCUGGCAGUAAAGAACCACAGUGUGAUCCAAGAAACUCAUUUUCUGUAAAUGAGCUUUCAUUAUUAUUCCGAAAUAUAAAAUUACCGUUGUUGCAACAAAAAAUUCGUUCACUUAAACCUAUUGGUGGAUGUUUACAUUUGGGAGGAGCUUUAGCUCAAUCUGUUCAUUAUGGAGUAUCGCAGAGAAGACCCCAUGCAACACCUGUUGUAUUGUUAAUGCUGGCUGGCCCAACUAUUGAUGAUUUUCAUGGAGCUGUUACUAUGGCAAAAGAAGCAGGUUUCCAAUUUGCAAUUAUUGGGGUAGCAAAUGCAAGUGUAAUCAACUUUCAACAAAUUGCAAACACACCAGAAUCAAUCAUCUAUGUUCCAGAGAUACAACUAUUUCAUUCGGCUUCUUUUCAUGUAACAAAUCUUUUGACCAAAAUUGAUUGCCCAGGUUUUUCUAAAUGUGCUGGUCCAAUGAAAUUUGGAUUCAUAAAUUGUCGGCAAGAUCCAAGUGAAAAACCUGUUUUUAAUGAAAUAUGUUCUGUGUCUUGUGAUAGAGGGUAUUCACUUGUAGGAAAUGCAACAGUUUUGUGUGGAGAUCCAGAUAAGGAUGGUACUGUAGAUUGGAUUUCUCCUUUACCAAAAUGCAAAGAGAUCCGUUGUUCUGAGAGACCUCCACCCAAAGAUGGUUUUAUGAGUUGUACCAAUGGUAAUCUAUUUCCAUCUGUGUGUAAAUACUUCUGCAUACCUGAUUAUUUCUUGAUUGGCCAUGCGCAAGCAUUUUGUGGCGAUCCUAACAGAGAUGGCGAAGGAGAAUGGAGUUCUGAAUCUCCACUCUGUCUCAAAGACUUGCAUUGUUUACCUGCAUUUAUUGCACCGCCGAAUGGGCAAAUGCAAUGUAUUCGAAACAACACAUUUGGAUCGCAAUGUCAUUUUUCUUGCGACAAAGGCUAUGAAAUAACUGGAAAUGGUAUAAUAAAUUGUGGAACUCCUAUGCCUGAUGGAAUGGUACAAUGGAGUGAUGAUCCACCUAUCUGUGAAGCUUGUAAAUCUGAUAAUUGUCAGUUAGAUUUGAUGGUUGUUAUGGAUGGAUCAGGAAGUUUACAAAUGAAAGAGUUUGUUCAGAUGAAGGAAUAUAUACUUGAGAUAUUGAACGAAUAUAAAGGAUCAAUAGACAGUGGAGGAACAUGGGUUGGCUUGAUACAGUACAGUGGAGAAGCUACAUUCAUGUGUGAUUCUGGUGAAUUAUUACCAAAAUAUGCUAUUGAGUUUGAUUUAUCAGAAUAUUCUUUCUAUGAAGUCCAGCAAAAGAUUUUGAAUAUCGGUCAUUUGAAAGGAUGUACAGCUACGGGUGAUGCAAUAUCAAGGGCUACAAAACACUUUGAAGUUCUUGGAAGACUUGAAUCAGAUAGAGUUAUGAUAAUUGUCACUGACGGAAAAUCAAAUGAUGAUGUAGAAGGUCCUGCUGAAGAAGCUAGGGAUAAAAACAUCAAACUAAUACCUAUUGGUAUUGGGAAAUUUGAUAGAACAGAACUCCAAAAAAUAUCUGGAGCAACUCGAAGUAUCAUUGAUGUUGAAAGUUUUGAAGAACUUGGAUCAUCGAUAGCAAAUGUUCAAGAAGAGAUUGAAGGUCAUCUUGAGGAGUCUGAUUUUGUCAUCGAUGAUUCUGGUACAAGAAGGAAAGCUGUAAAUAUUGCAGCAGCAGUGUUUUCAGUCCUAUUGCAAGUGGGAAUAUAUUAUGAUUAUUUUUUGUAUUGUGGAAAUGUAUGAAACGGAAGAAUUUUUAUUCGUUUGCACUUCAAAGAACAAAGAAGACUAGUCAUUAUUGGAUACAGCAGAAAUGGCCACUUUGUUUGCGAUUGUGAUGGAUAAAGGUUAUAUUCAAAGAAUUGUGUAGAUAAUUAGAAUAUUACAAUACGAAAGUAUUUAUUUGUUUGAAUCA